Onychostoma macrolepis is the source of this 2099-nucleotide messenger RNA. RefSeq names its product distal-less homeobox 5a (gene dlx5a). Bases 151 to 1002 code for a protein of 283 amino acids. The transcript has 3 exons. Gene Ontology annotation, molecular function: RNA polymerase II cis-regulatory region sequence-specific DNA binding; DNA-binding transcription factor activity, RNA polymerase II-specific. The record is from RefSeq and is a predicted model, not a curated record. Lineage: Eukaryota; Metazoa; Chordata; Actinopteri; Cypriniformes; Cyprinidae. Gene Ontology annotation, biological process: cell differentiation; embryo development; regulation of transcription by RNA polymerase II.
CAGCGCAAUUUAGGAUUUAACCAAGUCUUUGCUGCGGGGCUUAAAGCAGUCUUCAAGAGAGACGCUUGACGCUUGCACACACAAUGUUAGUGUAGACUCUGUGGACCCCUAUAGAGUUAGACUGCCUUUUUACGUUGUCUUAUCCAAACUAUGACUGGAGUAUUCGACAGAAGGAUUCCGAGUAUUAAACCUGCAGAUUUUCAAAACCCUUUUCAGCUCUCCACGAUGCAUCAUCCAUCUCAGGAAUCUCCAACCCUGCCGGAGUCGACAGCCACGGAUUCUGGCUAUUACAGCCCUGCUGGAGGAGUUCAUCAUGGCUAUUGUUCACCGAACUCGGGCACGUAUGGGAAACCUCUUAAUGCCUAUCAGUACCAAUACCACGGAGUCAAUGGAUCUUCUGGAAAUUACACUGCAAAAUCCUACCCUGAUUACGGCUCCUACUCCACAGCAUAUCACCAAUAUGCCGGAACAUAUAAUAGGGUGCAGUCACAGCCGAGCCCGCAAGAAAAAGAAACAGCCGAGCCCGAGGUGAGGAUGGUCAACGGUAAACCCAAGAAAGUCCGGAAGCCCCGCACCAUCUACUCCAGUUUCCAGCUCGCUGCUCUGCAGAGAAGGUUUCAGAACACGCAGUACCUCGCGCUUCCAGAGAGAGCCGAGCUCGCGGCAUCGCUGGGACUCACACAGACACAGGUGAAAAUUUGGUUCCAGAACAAGAGAUCAAAACUAAAGAAGAUCAUGAAAAACGGCGAGCUGCCUCCAGAACACAGUCCGAGCUCCAGCGACCCGAUGGCGUGUAAUUCACCGCAGUCUCCCGCGGUCUGGGACUCACAGGGUCCUCAGAGACCUCACCAUCAGCCGCAAAAUAUUAACACGCCGGUAUCCACGUUUCUGGAAAGCGCCAGCUCGUCCUGGUAUUCCUCCACCGGGGUCAUGAAUUCUCACCUUCAGGCACCCGGCACGUUACAGCACUCGUUGGCACUCGGAUCAGGAACGUUGUACUGAAAUUUGUUUAUUAUUUUGUUGUAUAUUGGACUUGUGUUAACAAUUUUUUUGAGGAAUAUGCAAUGUAUCGAUAUGGCAGUCCUAGAAGAACGUGUAUAAUGUGUAAAUUGUGUGCAUGUAAUUUAUUGCAUUUGGAAGAAUUAUUAAAUGUUUUAAAUGGACAAUGGACCCAAACAUUCUGAAUGGUGCCUUGAAUUUUGACCUCAACGCGUACAUCCGACGAUGUGCCAAAACAUUAAGGACAACCCCAAAUAAAUGUGUUUUUCUUUAAUUAUCAAACAUUUUGUCGUCUUUAAGUUAAUUUGUAACUCAAAACAGAUCAAUGCACCGAGCACUUUCUUUGGCUUUAGAGCCUUUGUGAUAUGCUGUUUGCUCGAGAUUUCUGUGAUUGCUAAAGGGACUUUAAUUUUGCAGGCCUAAACAAAAAAAAAAAAAAGUUAAAUGGAAUUUGAGAAAACCAUGAUAUUGUAUUAACAUUUUGGGAUCGUUUGUUCAGGGCUGAGUCGCUAUUUAAUGGCGAAGAAAUAGAUAAAAUUUUAUAUAGACUAAUUAAAAAAAAAAAAAAAAAGAUUUGCUUCGGAUUUGGUCUUCAAUUAAUUAGGCCUAAAUGGAAACGUAACAUUUUAACUGAGUGUAUUUGGUUAUUAUUAUUAUUAAUUAUUAAUUCCAAAUACAUUUUAAAUGUUUUCACGUUAGUAGAACUGAAUAUUUGACCUUUAUCUUGAUUAAAACCACCCCUGACGAACGAAAAAUUUGGUCUGGCAAACAGUGUGCUCUUCCUUGCUGUCUUUGUGUUCCUUACAAUUAGUAGCUUUGAAUUGUAGUGAGGAGGCGAAGGGACGGCGCGGAGAUCAGAAGCAGUCCGCAUGCCUGUGGGGGCAAACCGGCUCCGGCGACCACAACCCAGCCCUGACAGAUCCUCCUCCUGGAAAAAUGCUGAACAUCUCAUUAAAACCAGUGCUAACAUUUCUACAGCUGAAUGCCACGAUAAAUCGUAAAAAGGACUUGACCAGGACAUGGCUUAAUUUGAGAUUUUCUUUGUUGACUAUGGAGUUGAUAAUAUUGUAGGCCUAUAACCAAUAUAAUAAAAAAACCAG